AUGAUAAAGGAUGAUAAUUAUGAAAGGGAAUUUGAGUUGAAAGAGUUAGAGAUGGAAACAAAGAAUGCUUUUUAAGUAAAUAAUAAGAUAUAGGUAGUUUUAAGAUCUAUUGAAUGGAUGUGUAGCUUAUAAUAAGUAAAAAAGAAAGGAACUUUUUGAGACAUUUGAGUUUGAGGUAGAAGAGAAAGUUCCAGUUUUAUAAGAUUUAGAUUCAAUUAGAGUGAUGACAGAAUAGAUGUAAACAAUGCAAAAGAAUCUGUAGAGUAAGUAUGCUUUGAUAAAGAAAACUAAAUUGUUAUUUGAAAAGAGAGUAAAUUAAUUAAGAGAAGCAUUGGGGAAUAUCAGAGUGAAAGAGUUUGAAGUGAAUGAUGAUUCAGUAAUAAAGGAAUUACAUUUAGCAAAUAAGAAGAUGUUGGAGUUUCAGUAAUUAUCAGAGAAAUUCAGAAAAAAUUAAUUGAAACGAUAGGAAUUAUAACAAAAAGAAUUAGAAAAUGAGUAAGAACAAUUAAGAAAGUAAUAAUAACAUAUACUUGAAUUAAAGAUGGAGAAUUAAAAGUUAUUAGAUAAAAUGUAGUAAUUGGAUUUAGAAGAACAAGAAAAAAGAAGAAAAUUACAUGAAUGUUAUUAAACUAGUGAAUAUAUAGAGUUUUUUACAGAAGUACAAAUGUUACAAUAAGAUAAAGAAGUUUCAACUAAUUCAAAUGAUUAAUCAAGAUAAUUUGGAAGAGAUAGAUAAUCUACAAGACAUGAAAUUGUGACAAUGAUGGAUGAAUUUUAUAACAAUCAAAAUAUACAUUAAUUAACUGAAGAAAUUACAGAGUUUUAUAGAUCAAUGGUUGAAUAAUUAAAAGUUUAAACACAUACAUAUAAUGCAUUGAUUGAAGAAAAAGCUUUGAGAAAAUUAUAGUUGGAAGAAGUGGUAGAGGAAAAUAAUAGAUUAAGAGAUUUUUCUUGUAAUGCAUCUCAACUAGAUAUAAAUUCAAUUAAUUAGAAUGGUUCAAUUAAUCCAAUGAAUGGUGAAGUACCUUAAGUGAUACAAGAAAACAAUUAAUUAGGUAAUUAUGUCAAGCAGAAUUAAAUGUGUUUAAUAGCUAUUCAUAUGAAAGCUAUUGAUAUGAUAUCAAGAAUUUGUAUAGGAUUAAUAUGGCUUAGUGAAACAUCGAAAAUGGUGUCUAAAUCUUUGGAUAAUUUAUGUUCUCAAUAUUUGAAAGGACAUUCAAAAGCUGAAAUUAAAUUAUUUAUUCCUAAAAAAUAUAUGGGUAAUCCAAAACCAUAAAAGUUUGGAUCUUUUAUAUCAAUAAUAAAUAGAAAUAAGAAUGAUAAUAGUCCAAAAGGAAGUAGUACAAAUAUUGUAACAACAACAACAAUUAAUAACGUAGACAAAUCUUUUGAGAAUGAAUAAUUAAUUCAAAGCUUGAAUAGAUUUAAAUAAUUAAAAAAUGGAUAUGAAUAAAUUUAACUUACAUGGAUUACACUGGUUAAAAAUGAUUUACUAACUUAUAAAUUUGUUAAAGAAUUCAAUUUUGAUUAAAUUGAACUUAAUCAACCUCUUCAAGAUAUCAUAUUAUAAUUACAUAUUGUUUAUGCAGAAGUUAUUUCCAAAAUUAAUUAUUUUCAACAUUAUGAAUAUUAGUUUGCAUAUUUUAGAGAUAUUGUUAAAAUGAUUAAUUAAGCCAAAAAUAAAAUUAAAAUUAAUAUUAACAACAACAGUCAUAAACUAUGUGAUUCUACACAUUUGAGUAGUAGUUAUACUCCAAAUAAAUAUAUUGAAGCUACAUACAAAGGUUAAUUAAAAAGAUUAACUCAUCCUUAGGUUGAGGAUAAUGAGCCAAUCAUUACACAAGAUAAUGUUAAGAAAAUUUAAAAAACAAGUGAUGAAACUAAAUUUCAUUAAUUUUUUAUUCAAUAAUCUAGUAUCAUUUAACGUAAAUCACCACUUUUACAUGAAAAACUCAUAUCAUAAACCUUAUAAACUAUUGAUUAAAUGCGUAAAAAAGAAUUAGAUGAUAAUUAUUAAACUUCAGAUCAAGCUGCUUCAGAUAUUGAUUACCUUAAUUAAGAACGUAGAAAUCUUAAAGGAAUGCUUAACAAGAAAAUAUAAUAAUAGCAAUAGUAUAUAUCCAAAUCAGAAGAAAAAGAUCUCAUUUCAUCAAGAUCAAUUAUGAAAUAAGUUAGUCUUUUAUCCAAAAUUUCACAUUGUAAUUUAUUCAAAAUAUUAUAGUAUCUAGAGUCAAUUCUAAUUAGAAUUAUAUAUAAGUUAAUAAAUCUAUUUAAAGAUUGAAUUAAACUGUGUAAAAGAAAAUGUCAGAAUAUUUUACACAAGAUUAGAAUUCUUAAGAGAAUAGGAUAAGAUAUCCCCCUAUAGAAAAAAAAGUAUCAUCUCGUUCUCCAGAAUAAAAAUCCAUAAUUGACACCUUUCAUAAGGAUCUUUCGUCAAUGAUCUUGAACUCUACUUCAAAUGGUCGAUCAUUCAUGGCCUGA
Molecule: messenger RNA, 2481 nt
Organism: Paramecium sonneborni
Lineage: Eukaryota; Ciliophora; Oligohymenophorea; Peniculida; Parameciidae
Source: the annotation of a GenBank genome assembly